GCUGCGACGCGGAGCCAGCAAACUCGAGCGCCUGAAGAUUUUUAACUCUUCGCGUUCUCCCCCGCCUCGGACUCAGCGCGCCUCAUGUUCCGCCAGGUGCUGGUGGGCCGCCUGUCGCCCCGAAUGCUGCCUCUCGCGGCUGCCCUGCUGCUCCAGAGGAAGGAAAGGAAAGAGACUGGCUUCUAUCACUGGCGGCGUGAGAAACAUCCUUACUACAACCUCACAGUGAAAAUCCUCCGAGCCAGAAACAUAAAAGGAACAGAUCUGUUGUCCAAGGCAGAUUGUUAUGUGGAAUUGCGUCUGCCAACUGCAUCGCCAAUCACUUACCAAACGAGAGUAAUUGAUAAUUCCAGCGAUCCAGAAUGGAAUGAAACAUUCCGGUAUAAAAUUCACAAUGCUGUUAAGAACACUCUUGAGUUGACACUCUUUGAUGAAGAUGUUCUUGUAAGUGACGAACUUACUUCUGUCGUGUUUGAUGUGACGGGGAUGGUGCCAGGCCGUCCUCUGAAAAACACUUUCAAGCUAAAAGAAGACAGGGAGGAGCUAGAUGUAGAGUUUUUUCUGGAAAAAAGUUCAGAUGCUCCUACAGAGGUCAUCACUAACGGAGCCCUUGUGGCUUAUCCUUGCCUUUGUCUGAAAGGGGUACUUAACAAAGAUGACAUGUCAAAGCUGAGAGAGCAAGCAAGCAGUCAUCUGUUCAAGAUUUCGCUUCCUGGAUCCUAUGAGAAGCAGUUGUGCAUUCCUUGCAAACCAGACUCUGAUCAGGAUUGUGGAAUCCCCUUUGUCUUUCACAUAGGCAAAGAUAUGUGUUCAGAACUGGAUGUGGAGCUGGAGCAAACUAUUACCGUCCUUCAGGAUGGAGUGAGUCCUGACUUUGAAAAGCACACCACUGUUCUUGGAUCAGGAACUGCUCCAUUGCAGUCACUUCCUUUGGGAAAGGAUAUUGAUAUGACAAUUCCACUAGGAAAGGGACAAAGUGUAGAUCUGCACAUGAAAGCUGAACAAAUGAGAAAAGAUCUUGAUGUACGUCUGGGUUUUGAUCUUUGUAAAGAAGAACGAGAAUUUUUGGACAAGAGGAAGAAAAUAGUUUCUCAGGCACUAAAGCAGACCCUGAAAUUGAGAGAGGACCCUAGUGAAGAUGAGGUUCCUGUAGUAGCAGUCUUGGGAUCUGGUGGAGGGAUGAGAGCACUGACAUCAUUCUAUGGCAGCCUGUUUGGGCUUCAGCAGCUAAAUCUUCUGGACAGUGUCAUAUACCUUUCUGGAAUCUCUGGCACUACGUGGUGUUUGUCAAUGUUGUACCAAGACUCUGAAUGGUCGUGUAAAGAGCUUAGAGACACAAUCAGCAAUGUCCAGAAAAAAAUGUCCAGCAGUAAAGUGGGAGCAUUUUCCUCAGAGCGGCUGAAGUAUUACUUUCAGGAACUGAAUGCAAUGGAGAAUGCUGGACGGAAAGUGUCUUUCACAGAUUUAUGGGGGCUUAUUGUGGAGUACUUCCUCCAGCAAAAGGAGGACCAGUCAAAACUCUCUGACCAGCAGGAAGCGGUGAAACAGGGGCAAAAUCCCUAUCCCAUCUAUGCAGCUGUUAAUGUGAGGCCCAAUGUUAGUGGUGAUGACUUUGCAGAAUGGUGCGAGUUCACCCCCUAUGAAGUUGGAUUUCGCAAGUAUGGUGCUUUUGUCCGAACAGAAGACUUUGACAGCGAGUUCUUCAUGGGACGGCUGAUUAAGAAACAUCCUGAGCCCAGAAUCUGCUUCUUGCAGGGAAUGUGGGGCAGUGCCUUUGCUGCAAGUCUGGAUGACGUUUUUUUGAAGGUGGUUGGUUCAGGAUUCAGUUUUCUCGAAUCUCUGGGUGCUGUUGUCAAAGUUAUAGAUGAUUGUCGACGAUUCCAUCUCCGGGACCCUAUGAGGUUGAAAACACGUCUAGUUAUACCAGGUGGACCCUUGAUACAAAUUUUCCAGGACUUCUUCAAGUCCCGUGUUACUGCUGGGGAAACCUUUAAUUACAUGCAAGGCUUGUACCUUCAUAGGGAUUAUGUCAGCCUCAAUAAAUUUGUGGUUUGGAAAGGGACCCAUCUAGAUGCUUUUCCUAAUAUGCUGACUCCAAUGGAAGAGAAUCUUUAUCUAGUGGAUGGUGGCUUUUCUAUCAAUUCUCCUUUUCCCUUGGUGCUUCAGCCGGAAAGAGAUGUUGAUAUCAUCCUGUCAUUCAAUAACUCUUGGGAAGCACCAUUUGAGGUUUUACAGCUGACUCAGAAGUACUGCAAAGAACGGGAAAUUCCCUUCCCACAAAUUGUGUUGAACAAAGAGGAUGAAGAAAAUCCUAAGGAGUGUUACAUGUUUAUGGAUGCUGAGAAUCCAAAGGCUCCCAUAAUUCUUCACUUCCCUCUGAUUAAUGACACAUUCCACAAAUACAAAGCACCAGGAAUAGAGCGUGAAUCGGAAGAAGAGAGAUCUUUUGGUGAUUUUGCAAUUGAGGGGAAAGACUCGCCAUAUCGGACACUAAACUUCACCUUUGAGUCACAUGACUUUGACAGGCUGGUAGAAUUAAGUUGCUAUAAUGUACUGAAUAACAAGGACACUAUUUUGAAAGCACUGAGUUUGGGUUUAAACCGGCGCAAGUUAAAAAAUGACAGUAGGAAAUGAGCAUUUCCUUGGAAACCAAAACGUGAAUGGAUUGCAGUACUUCAUGAAGGAUACACGUAAGAGAAUAAUGAGCCUGCAAAGUAUCCUUUUAUGUGAAUGUAAGUUACACAAAUAAAUUCCCUUGAGACUGCACUGGACACAUCCAUAUACAAAUAAACUGUUUACUCUUCCCUUUUCUAACUUUCCCACCUGUAUACAGAAAAGGCCCCAGAGGAUGGAGCAUGGGCAGGGUUAGGGUUUCUGACACCCUACAUGACGUUUGUCUAGGCACACCCCCAGCCAAAAAGUGCAGAGCCCCGACUUUAAUUUGAGCCAUACAGACUGCUCAUUUGCUGGGAUGGGAGAGCAAAGCAAGGCAAAGUUGGCUUUGCUCAUUCUUUCUCCCCAUGCACUCCACCACUCCCCUCAGGGGAGGAAAGUGGGUGGGCGACCCCAGCAAAUCAGAUAUGUCAGUAAUUGCUUGGAGAGAAAAAGGGAGGCAUGUAGCUUCCCGCUCAAAUUGGUGCCCAUCUAGGUCUGCCUAGUGGAUGGGCCAACCCUGAGCGUGGGAAUAAUCUGUUUAUUUAUGUAUUUAUUUUUUACAUUUAUAUCCCGCUCUUCCUCCUAGGAGCUCAGAGCAUUCUACAUGGUUAUUUUUAUCCUCACAAAACCCCGUGAAGUUGGUUAGGCUGAGAGAUACAUGACUGGCCCUGAGUCACCCAGUGAGUUUCAUGGCUGAAUGGGGAUUCGAACUUGGGUCUUCCUGGUCCUAGUCCAACACUCUAACCACUAUGCUAUGCUGGCUCUAUUGGUGCUGCCAGUCCAGUAUUUAAGAUCUAUGUUGACAAACCACAGGGGUGUGUCAGAAGGGGUGUCCACAGGGGUGUGACGGAUGUGUCAGCAAUUUUUGGCCAUCCUUCAGUUCUGCACACUACAUCCCAACUUUUCUAACUCUCAGCUUUGGUGGGGGGUGAGCUGAGAGGGGGCUGUCAUGGAAAGCAGGGGGCUGUCAUGGAAAGCUGGAGGCAAGAAAACCCUCAUUGUGUGAGAGGACUUGUAAACCAACCCAGUGAAAAACAAGGCUUUGUUGUUAGCUGAGCCUCCUAUGAUAACACUUGGGCAAAGCUAAGCUAGCUCUUGUUUGGAGUUUAACUCAUUCUGGGCAACAAGAACAUCUGAGUUUAAUUUUCAGCUUUAAACUAUCAAGUGACCUGAGUUCUAACAAAAUAAAAAAUUACCCUUUUAACCUAAUAUCAUACCAGAGUAUUUGCAAUUUCCUGCUUUUAAUUAGGAGCAAACUAAUUGUCUAGGUAUGGUACACUUGACUCUGAAAUUAUUCUCUCUUCUCUCAUCUGUCACUUUUGGAUUUGAUGAACGUUCGGGCCAUGGUGGAAAAUUCACUUUCCUUUGACUGUCUGACCUUCCUUCUCAACUACAUUGUUAGUCUGGGAAUGGUCCCUUUAACAAAAUCAUUCAUUGGGCAAUUCAUUGAGUCUGUUCACACAUGCAGCAAAGAUCGAAUUUGGCUACCUCAGCCUUACUUUUGCUGCUCAUGUGAACUGUCAGUAGCUGUGCUGCAGCAAACCUGCCUCUGGAGCCCGCCUCCAAAAUGAGGUUAAGGGAGCACGUGCUCUCUUGGCCCCAUUUUGUUGAUUGUCUGCCAGCCCUGGCUACUUGUAACCGAGGCAGGGAGACACUCGUGUGGUGCAUUAUGGGAUUUCUGAGGUGUGUGUGGGACAACAUGUCCCACCCCCGACUCUCCACCGCUGCUGGGAGGAGCCUGUGUGGGCAUGCGAUCCGCACACCCAGCUGGACGGGGCAGUUGUCUGGGGGAGGUAAGGUUUAAAGCUUUCCUCCCCACACACCCCAAGCCUUUUCUCACAGAUCGUGAGAAAGUGCUCAUUGUUUAGGCUUGCUCUUUUCUACUCUCUGUCUCCUCCUUACCUCAGGCAGAAUCUGCUGAGAAAAUCUGAGAACUUUUUAUAUUUGUUUUUAUGGUUAUGCUUGUAAAUUGUCUUAAUGAAUGUAGAAUCGAUAUGACUUGAAGAUGCUGUUCCUGUGGAUCAUGGGAUGCAGUGACUACGUGCUUAAGUGGGAAGCUUUUGGAAUAGAAACUGUAGCCCUGUUCAGAUAUUAUGUUGUACAUAGGUCCAGGUUUCUGUAUAGUACACAUGUACAUGUUCUCGGCUGGAUGACUAUACCUGUGUUCAUAUUAAAGAUGGACCUGGGCACAGGGACCCUGAAAUGUAGGAUGCAAAAACGAAGUGUACUUCUGUACCUGCAUUCAACAUAACUUGUGAAUAACUAUGUCUAUAUGGUAUACCCAGACUGUUCCUGCGUUGAACAUUAUGUGUGAAUAGGGCUAGUGAUGCCAACAUAUUUAAUCCUGGGUUUGGGUGAACUGGCCAACAUCUGUGCAUGAGGAGGAGUAUUCAUGACUUAUCUGAAAAGCAGUCAGCAUACAUUUUGAUUGUCAGGGCAGAAAUAUUAGCAUUCACUUGAAAUCCACAGGAAACUGCACUUCUAUGUAUUUCAAAAAGUUAUGUUAAUUUGUAAUGUUUUGUAAAGAAACACAUUUAUGUACUUCCAUGAAUAAAAUUAUUUUUUUCCAA
Messenger RNA from Hemicordylus capensis (graceful crag lizard), 5225 nucleotides. RefSeq names its product phospholipase A2 group IVF (gene PLA2G4F). NCBI's taxonomy places the organism in Eukaryota, Metazoa, Chordata, Lepidosauria, Squamata, Cordylidae. The coding region runs from base 85 to 2634 and encodes 849 amino acids. The transcript has 20 exons. Gene Ontology annotation, biological process: glycerophospholipid catabolic process. Gene Ontology annotation, molecular function: calcium ion binding; calcium-dependent phospholipid binding. Gene Ontology annotation, cellular component: cytosol. The record is from RefSeq and is a predicted model, not a curated record.